This is a messenger RNA of Psammomys obesus (fat sand rat), 2662 nucleotides long. RefSeq names its product solute carrier family 25 member 27 (gene Slc25a27). Lineage: Eukaryota; Metazoa; Chordata; Mammalia; Rodentia; Muridae. Gene Ontology annotation, biological process: response to cold. The transcript is spliced from 10 exons. The record is from RefSeq and is a predicted model, not a curated record. Bases 344 to 1237 code for a protein of 297 amino acids.
ACGCAGAGAUGGCCCCGGACGAGCAAGUUCCUACUGUCCGGCUGCGCCGCAACUGUGGCCGAGCUAGCUUGUACAGAAAUGUGACAUGUGCUGGAGAGAAUUAUAUGAAGACUAGAAAUCAAAAGCUACAGAAUCAAAGUUAGUUGGUGAAGGGAAGUACACACGAAUUCAGCAUGAGAGCCUGAACGAGGAAAUAGCCAAAGCCAAAGAAUAUGUUUUGAGAAGCAGAAUUUGUACUCAGAUGGAUGGAGGCACCUACUUCAUAUUUUAUUUUAGUUUCACAUGUUAGUACAGCACUUUUUAAGCAACCUUUCCCCUCGAUCUUACAAAAACCCGACUUCAGAUGCAAGGAGAAGCUGCCCUUGCUAGGUUGGGAGAUGGCGCAACGGCAUCUGCCCCUUAUAGGGGCAUGGUACGCACGGCCCUGGGGAUUGUCCAGGAGGAAGGCUUUCUAAAGUUGUGGCAAGGAGUGACACCCGCCAUUUACAGACACGUAGUGUAUUCUGGAGGUCGGAUGGUCACCUAUGAACAUCUCCGGGAAGUUGUCUUUGGCAAAAGUGAAGAUAAGCAUUAUCCCCUCUGGAAGUCGGUCAUUGGAGGGAUGAUGGCUGGUGUCAUUGGACAGUUUCUAGCCAACCCCACUGACUUGGUGAAGGUUCAGAUGCAAAUGGAAGGAAAACGGAAGCUGGAAGGGAAGCCACUGAGAUUCCGUGGAGUACAUCAUGCGUUUGCAAAAAUCCUAGCCGAAGGAGGAGUACGUGGGCUGUGGGCAGGCUGGGUACCCAAUAUUCAAAGAGCAGCGCUUGUGAAUAUGGGAGAUUUAACCACUUAUGAUACAGUGAAGCAUUACCUGGUUCUGAACACACCUCUUGAGGAGAACAUCGCCACUCAUGGCUUAUCCAGUUUGUGUUCUGGACUGGUAGCCUCUAUCCUGGGAACACCAGCUGAUGUCAUCAAAAGCCGAAUAAUGAACCAGCCUCGAGACAAACAAGGAAGAGGACUUUUGUAUAAGUCAUCGACUGACUGCUUACUCCAGGCUGUUCAAGGGGAAGGCUUCCUGAGCCUGUAUAAAGGCUUUUUACCGUCAUGGCUGAGAAUGGAAGAUACUUUACUCCACAGAGACUGCGAUUUACAGGGGGCAGCACUUUAUCUUUCUAUGGAAACCCAAGUUCUCUUUGACUCCUCUUUUUAUCUAAGAGCGAUCUGUCUUGUCAAAUCUCUCAAGACCAGCCACUGAGACCCAUCGUGGCAUUUUCUAAAGAACGGAACCCGGACCUCUUUGACCUUGGGCCAGAAGGUUUGGACUUGGACCUGCUGAGCUGUGCAGAAGUUUCUGCCUAGAGGAACACCAGCAGAAGCCAGCACCUCAGACCUGGGUAGACGCCAGCAAUGUGGAAGACUACAGUGCUUAGGAUAAACAUUUAACCUGUGCGCCUGUAUUUAUUGUUACAGCUUGACCAGUCACUUUUCUGUUAGUAGAGCGCUCAUAUUGUAAUCUACAGGGAGGCAAAUGAAAAUCCAUGAAUAAACAUUUUUGAGUUUCCCUAGUGAUGACAGAAGUUGCUUUACCUUUUUUUGCAAGGAGGAUGGAAAGAUUGAACAAAGGCAACUUGAAAUUAUGUUUGGAUUGCAAGGAAAGAGGCUGCUUGCUUACAGGGUCCACCUUUACAGGUGUGCUCACUGGUUGCUACCCCUUCAUGCAUGCAACAGCCUAAUAAUGUCCCCUGAGAGCCACAGACUGUCACGUGGUGAGAGCAGAACCUUUGCUGUGUAACACAUUCCAUUCCAGCCGCAUUUGUCGGUAGCUCUGAAAAGCCUAACAAAGGGAACCGCGGCAUACCUGACCGAGAUUCAGCUAUCAGGCUCUUCUUCCGAAACACCUCGUUAGGUCAUAAGCUUUUCAUGGAUGUUUUGGGAGCAUGAAGGCAGCUCACGCUGAGAUUUCUCCUUCCAUAUCUCUCUGUUCCACAGAAGGGAGGGCAAAGAGAGGGAUCAGCAGCCUGAGUAUUAGUCAUUUCAAAUCCUAUGCAUGCUUGCCUGAAAUGCGGCAAGAGCAGACCAUCUGCGGUUCAUGAGACUCUCCCCAGACUUGGCACUCAGUCCUUUUUCUUGUUGUAGAAAGGUUUCUCCAGAUUCACCUGUAGAUGCCUGCUUGCCCAGCCUCAGACACAGGGCAUUUCGGGAUGGAUGACUGCAGCUAGGGGUAAAGGCUGGGGAUGUUACUAGGAAAACUUCAACCACUCAGGCCGAAGGGGAAGAUUUCAGAGCCAACCAAAUAGCUGCUAUGAUCGCACAGGUGCUGUGAUCGCCACAGAAACAGCUGCGCCUGUGCUGCGAGACUGUGCGGGUGGAAAAUCACUGCCAUCUUAAAGGAGGAAACACACUUUUAAAGACACUUCAAUGUGUGUAACCAUCUGCUUUUUCUACUUGCAGGAGGAGGAGUUCGAUCUCUUUACAUCUUCAGGUUGCCUGUCUUUCCAUUGCAUUUGUCAGUCUGUAAUUGAGUUGCAAAAAUAUACAUGUAGUCUCUAUUAUGUGCUUAAGUCCCCGAGUAUUCUGUGCCACAAACUGAAUCACUUUGGGGAAAUGUUGUUUUUUUUUUUUUUCUAUGUUUUGUAAUGUUUAUGACUAAGUAAAGAUGGAAUCAAAUAAUUAUAUCCAA